ACUAGUAGGGAGGAAAAGGAAAAAACCCUCUCUAUCUCCCCCUCUCUCUUUCUUUCCCAGCUCUCUCUCUCUCCCUCUCCACCCGGCCGCCACCAUGUCAGGCCUGUACAGCCAGGGCUUCUCCCCUGCAAGAACCCUCUCCCCCCAGAUUAGGAGCAACCCCGACGCUGACAGCCAGUACUUGGCCGAGCUUCUCGCGGAGCAUCAGAAGCUGGGGCCCUUCAUGCAGGUGCUGCCCAUAUGCAGCCGGUUGCUCAACCAAGAAAUCAUGCGGGUAUCAAGCAUGGUUCAUGACCAUGGAUUUAGUGAUCUUGACAGGCGCCGGUUUAGAAGCCCUAGUCCUAUGUCUUCACCAAUUGUUCGGCCUAAUCUACAUGGCAAUGGAUUUGGUCCUUGGAAUGGGAUGCACCAAGAGAGAUUGGGCCUUCCUCCUCCUGGAACAAGUAUGGAUUGGCAAGGAGCACCACCAAGUCCUGGCUCUUAUAUUGUCAAGAAGAUCGUACGCUUGGAAGUUCCUGUCGACUCUUACCCUAAUUUCAACUUUGUGGGGCGCAUUCUAGGCCCAAGGGGUAAUUCUCUAAAGCGAGUCGAAGCAUCAACUGGCUGCCGUGUUUUUAUUAGAGGAAAGGGUUCCAUCAAAGACACAGAAAAGGAGGAGAAGCUUAAAGGAAAACCUGGCUAUGAACAUCUGAAUGAGCCACUGCAUAUAUUGAUCGAGGCUGAGUUACCAGCAAAUGUCAUUGAUACAAGACUGAGACAGGCACAAGAAGUUAUGGAAGAAUUGCUAAAGCCGGUGGAAGAGUCACAAGAUUUCUACAAGAGGCAACAGCUGAGGGAAUUGGCUAUGCUAAACUCAACUCUGAGAGAAGAUAGCCCUCAUCCUGGAAGUGUCUCCCCUUUCAGUAACGGUGGCAUGAAACGCGCGAAACCAAGCCAGUAGAGAAGCUUUUGGCUCUCUGCUCUUCAGUCGUUCAUGGUGCAGCACCAGCAAGGUGCCCUUGAACUUGCGCUGUCCGUGUCGUGGGUGCUUGUGUAAGAAAAGGUAUGCAUUUGCUGCUGGACAGGUAGUCUGGUGCCAAGUGUGUCGUCUCCUUGAGAUGAGGAGAAAUCGAUGGCUGUUGAACUGUCUCGAUCUUUGGUGGAUCCAGCCAUGCUGUUGUAACUUGUAAGGUGAUGAACAUUCGUUUUAUUCGUUAUUGACUGUUAACCCUAAGUAGAUCAUGAUGCUGAGGAUAGGUGGUUUCAGGGGAGACUAGUUAUGCCUGAUAGUGUGAGCUGGUUCGUUUAGGUGUUUAAUUAGCUUGUAUUAUUCACAUUACAUUGUGGAGUUGCAACAUCACAGAUGAUGACGCACUCUGCUCUCUAUGAUAGUUUGAUGACAACUUUGAAUGAACCAUGUGAAUUCAGAAUGUUAGUACUUAGUGAA
This is a messenger RNA of Sorghum bicolor (sorghum), 1426 nucleotides long. RefSeq names its product KH domain-containing protein SPIN1. The transcript has 7 exons. Bases 95 to 940 code for a protein of 281 amino acids. Gene Ontology annotation, cellular component: nucleus. The record is from RefSeq and is a predicted model, not a curated record. Gene Ontology annotation, biological process: regulation of mRNA splicing, via spliceosome. Gene Ontology annotation, molecular function: mRNA binding. NCBI's taxonomy places the organism in Eukaryota, Viridiplantae, Streptophyta, Magnoliopsida, Poales, Poaceae.